Naegleria lovaniensis is the source of this 2259-nucleotide messenger RNA. RefSeq lists its product as uncharacterized. Gene Ontology annotation, molecular function: pseudouridylate synthase activity. Bases 1 to 2259 code for a protein of 752 amino acids. NCBI's taxonomy places the organism in Eukaryota, Heterolobosea, Eutetramitea, Acrasida, Naegleriidae. The transcript has 4 exons. The record is from RefSeq and is a predicted model, not a curated record.
AUGCUCAACAACAACGCUCAAAGAAGACUGUUUUCAAUCCGUGACCACUUGCUUUCAUCUCGUGUUAAUCAAUUAGCGAAUGCUUUUUCUUCAAGUAGUACCAACGAACAACACUCUUCAAAUAUUGUCUCCAUCAGUGGUAGUACUUCAAAAUUUUCAAGUGAUCAAGCCUCGAGUUUUGAUGAUUAUUUGGUGAAGGCUAAAAUUCAUCCCGAUGUCAAGGAUGCACUUGCUCAAAAUAAGCCUGUUGUAGCACUUGAAUCCACAAUCAUUAGUCAUGGCAUGCCAUAUCCAAAGAACGUGGAAACAGCAAAACAAGUUGAAGAUCAAAUCAGAAAGAAUGGUGCAAUCCCAGCUACGAUUUGUAUUUUGGAUGGAAUAAUUCAUGUAGGAAUCAACGAACAAGAAUUAGAUAGAUUUGGUAAAUUAGGACAAGAAAAAAAGAUAAUCAAGGCAUCAAGACGAGAUGUUGCUCUUGUGUGUAGUCAAAAAUCUCAUGGAGCAACUACAGUCAGUGCAACCAUGUUGUUGGCACACAGAUUUGGAAUUCAUGUAUUCGUCACAGGCGGAAUCGGAGGGGUUCAUAGAGUACUCUCUACCAACGAGGUUGAUCCAAUGGAUAUUAGCACAGACUUAACAGAAUUAGGCCGAACUCCAACAUGCGUCGUCUCAGCUGGAGUGAAAUCAAUUUUAGACAUUCCAAGAACACUUGAAUACUUAGAAACACAAGGAGUUACCGUUGCUUCAUAUCAAACUGAUGAAUUUCCUGCAUUUUUUACAUCAAAGAGUGGUUGCAAGUCACAUUGUAGAUUGGACUCUCCAAUAGAAUGUGCUAAAUUGAUUAGCGCUAAUCUUCAACUUGGCCUUAAUUCAGGUAUUUUAGUUGCAGUUCCCAUUCCUGAACGUUUGGAGGCCAAGUCUGCUCAAUUAAACAGGGCAAUAGAACAAGGCCUCUUGGAAGCAAAACAGAAAAAUAUCAAGGGAAAAGAUGUGACUCCAUUCUUAUUGCAACGUAUUAACGAACUUACUCAAGGUGACAGCCUUAGAGCAAACAUCGAGCUGAUAUUGAAUAAUGCUCGUGUUGGAGCCCAAAUUGCUGUUGAAUUAAGCAAAAUUCAACAAGUGAACAAUAAAUAUUGGAGUAGUCUACCCAUUCACAGUGUAGAUGAUACGCACGAAAGACAUUCAAACGAGCCAAACGCUUCGUUACUUUCUCGAGUAGCCUCAGCAUUGUCUUCAUCCAAAAGAGAAAUCAUAGUCAUUGGUGGUUCAGUCAUGGAUGUAACAUGUACACCAAUGGAAGGUGCUAAACUCAUCCUAAAAACAUCCAAUCCUGGUAAAAUUGUUCUCAGCAACGGAGGUGUAGCUCGCAACGUUUGUGAAGUGAUAUCUCGUUUACUUUACUCAAGUUUAGACUCCACGAAUCUUCCGUUGAAUUUUAUUACAUCUGUUGGAUCGGAUGCCUUUGGACAUUCUCUGAAAGAACAUAUUCGAAAAGAUUUAAGAGUUCAACAACCUGAAAAAACCAUUCUAGUCAACAAAAACAAUAGGACUGCCAUUUACAAUUGCCUGAUGGAUGAAACUGGUGAGCUUGUAGCUGCUGUUGCCGACAUGUCUAUUUUGACAGACAUGAAUACGACAAAACAUAUCACACAUACCUUGUCAUACAUGAUGAAGGGAAAACGAGCUCCAUUAAUAUUCUUAGAUAGCAAUUCUUCUGUAGAAGCGAUGAAUAAUAUUGGAAGUAUUAUUGAAAACACACAUGCAGAAUUAUAUUUGGACCCUACAUCCGUUCCAAAAUCAAAACAUGCUGUGCUUUCUGGACUCUUACCUUUAGUCACAUUUAUCAAGCCAAACGAACAUGAAAUAUUUAGUAUUGUGGAGUGUUUUUUAGGAAAGACCAUGAACAAGGAUGAAAUGAGUGUCGAGGACUGUCUUCAAAUUUUGCUAACAAAGGCAAAAGUAAGACAUGUUCUUUUAACCCAGGGACCUCAAGGUGUUAAGCAUGCAACCCUUAAAAACGGACAAGUCACAAUACAAUCCUUUGCUGCCCUUCCAAAACGCCCUCAUUUGUCAGAGCCCAAUGCAAACGUGACCGGUUGUGGUGACAACUUUAGUGGCGCUUUUAUAUUUUCCAGGUUUUGUGGAGAUUCAAUUGAGACCUCCAUCAAGAAAGGUUUAAGAGCAUCAAGACUUGCUUUAGAGAGCUCUAAAAGUGUGUCAGAUCGUUUAAAUGCUCAAUCCAUUGAAAAUGAUUAA